GCCGUGCCCCGAUCCCGCCGCGAGCUGCUCCAGAUCGACUUCUUUGCCGCGGCUUUGCGCGUUCCCUUCGUCAGCGUCGUCGGCAGCGGGCGCGCUCCGCCGUUCCGCUCUCAGAGCCCCUUCCACUUCCACAUGGACCGGCAGAGCUCGCUGGAGACGCUGGCAGAGGUGCUGGCGAGCAUCCUGCAGGCCCACGAGUGGCGCGAGGCCACGCUGGUGCUGUGCCGCCCCUGGGAUGUCACCGCCUUCCUCGACCGUGCACAGCUCUCCCUGCACACUGUGCUGGAUCUCCGCUGCCUGCAUGAGCCCAGGGCUGAGCGGUGCCUCCGGCAGCACCGGGAGCACUUGGGUGCCCUCUCCGGCCCCACGUUGGUGCUGGGCUGCGACCUUCGGCGCGCGCGGCGACUCUUCAGGGCGGCGGAGCGUGCGGGGCUGCGGGCGCAGGAGGUUUGCUGGGUGCUGGGCUCCCCGCUGCACGCCGCCGAGCUGCAGGGCGAGGGGCUGCCCGGGGGGCUGCUGGCCUUUGGGGAGGUGGGUGCUGCACCGCUGGAGGCCUUUGUGCGUGACGCAGUGGAGUUGGUGAGCCGUGCCAUCGGCGGCGCCGCCGCUGUGCGCCCCGACCUCGCACUCAACCCCCCCAUGGUGAACUGCAACGACCACAGCGGGGACAGCACUGAGUCCUCAGGGCGCUUCCUGACCCGGUUCCUAUCCAACACAUCUUUCCACGGGCAGACGGGGUUGGUGCGGGUGCAGGACGGGACGCGGGUGCGGACGGAGCAGCAGUACCGUGUGUGGAGCCUCCAGCGCGACCUGCAGGGACGGCCUGCCUGGGUGACAGUGGGCACGUGGCAGCACGGCAAGCUGCAGCUGGAGGAGGGCGUGUGGCAAAGCCACCUCCAGCGCAAAGCACCCGCAGAGGGGAACGGCGGCACGCGUGCGCGGCUGCGGGUGGUGACGCUGGUGGAGCAUCCCUUCGUCUUCACACGGGAGGUGGAUGAGGAUGGGAGCUGCCCCGCUGGGCAGCUCUGCCUGGACCCCGGCACCAAUGACUCGGCCGUGCUGGAUGCGCUCUUUGAGGAGCUGAGCGCUGAGAACGGCUCUGUGCCACGGGAGUACAAGAAGUGCUGCUAUGGGUACUGCAUCGACCUGCUGGAGCGGCUGGCUGAGGACGUGCCCUUUGAUUUUGAGCUCUACAUUGUGGGCGAUGGGAAAUACGGCGCGUGGAAGAACGGGCGCUGGACGGGGCUGGUGGGGGACCUGCUCAGCGGCACGGCCCACAUGGCCGUCACCUCCUUCAGCAUCAACUCAGCACGCAGCAAAGUCAUCGACUUCACCAGCCCCUUCUUCUCCACCAGCCUGGGCAUCCUGGUGAGGACCAAGGACACGGCGUCGCCCAUCGGGGCCUUCAUGUGGCCCCUGCACUGGACCACGUGGGUGGGCAUCUUCGUGGCCCUGCACAUGACCGCACUCUUCCUCACCCUUUACGAGUGGAAGAGUCCCUACGGAAUGACCCCCCACGGCCGCAACCGCAUGAAGAUCUUCUCCUACUCCUCAGCCCUCAACCUCUGCUACGCCAUCCUCUUUGGGCGCACCGUCUCCAGCAAGACGCCCAAGUGCUGCACCGGCCGCUUCCUCAUGAACCUCUGGGCCAUCUUCUGCCUCCUGGUGCUCUCCAGCUACACGGCCAACCUGGCGGCCGUCAUGGUGGGCGAGAAGACCUUCGAGGAGCUCUCGGGCAUCCACGACCCCAAGCUGCACCACCCCUCGCAGGGCUUCCGCUUUGGCACCGUAUGGGAGAGCAGUGCCGAGGAGUACAUCAAGAAGAGCUUCCCCGAAAUGCACGGGCACAUGUGGCGUUACAAUGUCCCCACCACCCCCGCCGGUGUCACCAUGCUCAAGACGGAACCCCCCAAGCUCAACGCCUUCAUCAUGGAUAAGUCCCUGCUGGACUACGAGGUGUCCAUAGACUCCGACUGCAAGCUGCUCACCGUGGGGAAGCCUUUUGCCAUUGAAGGCUACGGCAUCGGCCUCCCCCAGCACUCGCCACUGACCUCCAAGCUGUCGGAGUUCAUCAGUCGCUACAAGUCAGCCGGUUUCAUGGACCUGCUGCACGACAAGUGGUACCGCAUGGUGCCCUGCGGCAAGCGCGUCUUCGCUGUCACUGAGGUGGGGCAGCCGGGCCUGGGGGAG
Molecule: messenger RNA, 2190 nt
Organism: Meleagris gallopavo (turkey)
Lineage: Eukaryota; Metazoa; Chordata; Aves; Galliformes; Phasianidae
Source: RefSeq, a predicted model, not a curated record